AUGAAGGAUGCUGCUUGGGGUGUUGAUCGAACAGCUCAGGUGCGCUUUUGGAACUUUCGAGAUCGUCGUUGCGAGCUGGAGCAGUACUUUAUGGAAGAUGCGUUUUCAAUCGCUCUGCACCCAAGUGGGUUACAAGCACUGAUUGGCUUCAUCGACAGACUUCGGCUGAUGGAUGUCCUGAGGGAUGAACUGAAGACUUACAGGGACUUUCCGCAUAUCAAGAGCUGUAGAGAGUGCCGUUUUAGCAACGGUGGCCAUAUGUUCGCUGCAGCUUGUGGAAACAGCAUUGAGGUCUAUAAGACUUACACGUGCGAGCUUCUCUAUCACCUGAAGGGACAUAACAACAAAGUCAGGACGAUCAGCUGGAAUUGGGACGAUUCGAGAUUGGUCAGUGGUGGACUGGAUGGCGCUGUAUACGAGUACAACAUAGUGGCUGGAGGACAGAGGAUAUCGGACUGGGUGAAUAAGACUCUCUUGGUAUCUUCAACUGCGGUCUGGACGGAAAUGUCAACAGAAACUGAGAAGGGACCGCUUAUGUUCGGCUUGCCGGUCACUCGCGUGUACGUUGUUGGUAACACCAAGAGCAUUCGGGAGGUUUACUGCUCACAACUGCAGAACACUAUUGGAGAGGAGUCGCCCUGUGAAGAGAAUGGAUGUGCGGACUCGGUCAACUUGGGUCAAAUCUGUGUGGGAGCGAGUCGGGGAGGUGCUAUCCGCUGCUAUAGGCUUCCAUCCUCGGAGGAUGACCCUGCUGGAGAUGACCCGGCAUCAUCGGACUCGAACGCUAAUGCCAAUUUCUUGGAGUAUCCAUGCCACUUUGGAGAGGUGACGAGGAUGGCGAUAUCCGAUGAUGAGAGGUUGUUGUUCACGUGUGGAGAGGACGGUUGCGUGUAUGUGUUUGAUAUAUGGGAUAAGAGCAGGCUGCCGGUCGCCGACGGACUGGAUGGGAUGUCUGAAGCGGCAUAUGAGGAGCGAAACAUGCCGUACUCAGAUGAGGUGCUGGUGACCAAAGCUGGUUUGGAAGAGCAGCGUCACCUCCGUAAGGACCUCAAACGCCAAGUCGAUGAGCUGACAACGCAGUCAGACUAUCAGCUACGUCAGAGGGAGGUGUACCAUGCUGAGAGGAUCGCCGAGAUGGAAGCGAAGUUUCAAGAGGCCCUGAAACUGAAGAAAGAGAAGUACGGCGGUGGUGUCGAAAACAAUAGGCGUCUCAUUUCCUCCUUGAUUCUUGACCAUAGGAUUGAGGAGCUUAAAGAGGAGGUUGGGCCUAGAAGCGAAGAAAUUGCCGAAGUGAGGAAGCAAAUCUCUGAUAUGGACCAUGAAAUGGAAGAGCAACACAAACAGAGCAAGAACCUGAUGGAAGAUAUUGAGGUUAUGAGGGGGAAGCAAAAAGAGCUACAGCGAGAAGUGGUCGACUAUAGACAGCGACUGUCGGACCUUCGGCGGGUAUCGAAUGCCUUCAAGACGGAUCUCUAUCACACUACUCAGCAUAUACUGGAUCCAGAAAAGCUCAAGGAGAGCUUCCUUGGUAUGGCGAGGAAGUAUAUUGAGUUACCUCCUGCAAAGGAGCCCGUAGAGAAGGAGAAAGGAGGAGAUGAGGAGGGGAGUGGAGAUCAAGAGGAGGAGGAUACUGAGGAGGAGGAAGAAAGUGAAGACGAGGAGGUUGCGAUGGAGAAGAGGCCGCAUACCAAAAAGGGGAUCCACACGGAACAUCAAUGCCAGAAAGCUGCCCUAGAGGCAAGGGUGAACAACAUGAAAAUGAAGCUGCAGAAGGAUGCGGAAGCUCGAAGGAAAGAUAACAGUCGGAUUAUGGCGGAGAAUAUGGGUCUAUUAACAGAAAUUGGUGACCUCCGUAAGGAGCUGCAGGCCUUGAAGAUAGAGCGAAGUGAGAGGAAGCUCUCUAUUACUCGGCAAGGGCCCUUGAAGGGUAUACCCACGUGCAUUAGAUUGUCUUCGUAG
Perkinsus marinus ATCC 50983 is the source of this 1959-nucleotide messenger RNA. RefSeq lists its product as hypothetical. The record is from RefSeq and is a predicted model, not a curated record. The coding region runs from base 1 to 1959 and encodes 652 amino acids. The transcript is spliced from 17 exons. Gene Ontology annotation, molecular function: protein binding. NCBI's taxonomy places the organism in Eukaryota, Perkinsozoa, Perkinsida, Perkinsidae.